Rhineura floridana is the source of this 924-nucleotide messenger RNA. RefSeq names its product olfactory receptor 5A2-like. Gene Ontology annotation, cellular component: membrane. The record is from RefSeq and is a predicted model, not a curated record. The transcript has a single exon. Gene Ontology annotation, biological process: G protein-coupled receptor signaling pathway. The coding region runs from base 1 to 924 and encodes 307 amino acids. Gene Ontology annotation, molecular function: G protein-coupled receptor activity; olfactory receptor activity. Lineage: Eukaryota; Metazoa; Chordata; Lepidosauria; Squamata; Rhineuridae.
AUGGGAAACCAAACUGCUGAAUGCUACUUUUAUCUUCUCGGCCUCUCCAACAAUCUGCAGCUCCAGAUUUUCUUCUUUUUCUUUUUCUUGUUGAUAUAUCUGCUAACCCUGGUGGGGAAUAUAAUGAUCAUGCUGCUUGUAAGGACCAGUAUGCAUCUUCAGAGUCCUAUGUACUUCUUCUUGAGUCACCUUUCUUUCCUUGAUGUGUGUUAUUCAUCUGUCACUGUCCCAAAGAUGUUGGAGAUCAUCAUUGCGAAGCAGAAGACCAUCUCUGUCAGUGAAUGCUUCGCUCAGGCUUCCUUUAUUUUGUUUUCAGCUACCAGUGAGGUUUUUAUUCUCUCAUCAAUGGCUUAUGACAGAUAUUGUGCUAUAUGUAAACCACUGCGUUACAUGGAAAUAAUGAAUGUGGCAUUCUGCAAAAAACUAGUGGCCAGUGCAUGGAUGAUUGGUGUCAUUCAGGCACUUGCAAACACCUUGCCACUGUUGAAGUUACGAUUCUGUGGAUCAAACAUCAUAAGGCAUUUCAAUUGUGAGCUCCCUUCCAUCCUCUCUCUCUCCUGCACUGAAACUUUCUCAAACAAAAUGUUGUUCUUCAUAUCUGGAGGCAUAGUUGGGGUGUCAUCCCUUUUCCUCACUGUGCUGUCUUAUAUUCACAUAAUCUCCACCAUCUUGAGAAUUAACUCCUCAGAAGGGAGACGUAAAACUUUCUCGACCUGCAGCUCCCACCUUAUCGUAGUCACUCUCUUCUAUGGAACAGGUUACUUUCGAUAUCUGAGGCCUAGCUCAGCUUCAUCAGUACUUUUGGAUGAAAUAUUAUCCAUUCAAUACUGCAUCCUCACACCUUUGCUAAAUCCCAUCAUCUACAGUUUAAAGAACAAUGAAGUGAAAGCAGCCUUUAGGAAAAUAUUGAGACUGAAAUUUUGA